Messenger RNA from Pyrenophora tritici-repentis Pt-1C-BFP, 477 nucleotides. The record is from RefSeq and is a predicted model, not a curated record. NCBI's taxonomy places the organism in Eukaryota, Fungi, Ascomycota, Dothideomycetes, Pleosporales, Pleosporaceae.
AUGGCGGCUUCUAAAUCCUCCCUCGAUAGGCCCUUGACGCCAAAAAACGCCUCUGCAAGUGCCGAACCCGCGGACGCAGACGCGAAGAAGGAUCUAUCCGUCUUGAACCCGGUACCUAACCACAAAUGUGUCACCGGAUUUAAGCUAUACAUCAUUGUGGCUGCUGUCGCCUUUGUCGGCUUCCUUAUGCUCCUAGACAACAUGAUCGUCAGCACGAAACGCAAAUGCCUAACAUUGCUAUUCGUUCAGUUCAGCGCCGCGGCCUUUGACGGGAAGGAUAUACAAAUACUUCAACACGAAGGUCGAUUUAUUGCCGGCUUUGGUGGUGCGGGCGUCGCGACCGGAUCAAUCACGAUCAUUUCUGUUGCGGUUUGUGAGGCAAGGGUAUUGCGCAUGUCACAUGUGUUGUCCUGGCGCUCCUCCCUCCCCUCCAUGAGCACCUUCUCCUCUUACCAGCAUCAGAGAUACGUCAUGUAA